Perca fluviatilis (European perch) is the source of this 3755-nucleotide messenger RNA. It is a transcript of the gene etv5a, whose product is annotated as ETS variant transcription factor 5a. Gene Ontology annotation, biological process: regulation of transcription by RNA polymerase II; cell differentiation. Gene Ontology annotation, cellular component: nucleus. The transcript has 13 exons. The coding region runs from base 257 to 1882 and encodes 541 amino acids. The record is from RefSeq and is a predicted model, not a curated record. NCBI's taxonomy places the organism in Eukaryota, Metazoa, Chordata, Actinopteri, Perciformes, Percidae. Gene Ontology annotation, molecular function: DNA-binding transcription factor activity, RNA polymerase II-specific; sequence-specific DNA binding.
AUUAACGAAAAGCUCAGUCAAGUUUUGUCAGUCGAAGGAGACACAUCGUUGUACCAGUGCGCAGUCGAUUACACCACUAUCGACACGUUGUUGUUGUGUUUGUGGAUAUUAAUACCGUAUUGUUUCGACACAGAGGACGUCUAUAAACGCAGACAAGUGACCCACGAAGUGACCCGGGCGCUGUCGCUUUAAAGCGAACAUCUCCCCCCUCCCCCCCUCCCCACAAUAUCGGAGCCCCCCCAAUCACCCACAUAACAUGGAUGGAUUCUAUGACCAGCAAGUCCCAUUCAUGGUCCCACCCAGUCAGCACAAGUCCCACGUGGAGGAACCGUCUCACAACAGGCCUCUGAGCGACAGGAAAAGGAAGUUUGUCGACACAGAACUCGCCCAGGACACAGAAGAACUCUUCCAAGACCUCAGUCAGCUGCAAGAGAUCUGGAUUGCAGAAGCCCAGGUGCCUGAUGACGAACAGUUUGUCCCAGAUUUCCAGUCGGAUAGCUUGAUGUUUCAUGGCCCGCCCCCAGCCAAGAUCAAACGAGAGCUGACUCCCUCCAGAGAGUUCUCUCCCUGUCACCAGGACAGGAGUCCCAUGCCCUACGGAGAGAAGUGCCUUUACAGCUACAGUGCCUGUGACAGGAAGUCCACUCCUGGGUUCAAGCCAUUAACUCCCCCCUCAACACCAGUCUCUCCCUGCGGCCCUGCCAGCACAGCAGGGACGCACCCUCUGAGUGCGCAGACCCCCCCUCCUCACCCCCACGUAGCCAAUCCGACCCCGGGGCCGCGUCCGGUGCACGUACAGCAGCCCAUAACGGCGAGCGCCGGCUCUCCUAAUCAGCAGGCCGUCCACAGCCCACCCUUCGCCGUGCCCUGUGCACCCAUCAGCCAGGAUGGCAACAACUUCACACCUGAGCACAGGUUCCAGCGGCAGAUGUCAGAGCCAUGUCUACCCUUUCCCCAAUCCGAGAGUCAAGGGCGCCCCCAGUUCUUGCCCCAGCCUCCCAGCAGCAGCAGCAACAGCAGUCUGCCACGUGACGGCCGGCCGCCCUACCACCGCCAAAUGUCAGAGCCAUUGGUAGUUGUGCCACCCCAGGGUUUCAAGCAAGAGCUCAUCGACCCACGCUACACAGAGCAGGGUGUCCCCACCAUGGGCCCCCCAGGUCCACCCCCGGGCCCUCCGCAUCAGGCUGCUUUCCACCCCAUGGCCAUCAAGCAGGAGCCUCGUGACUACUGCUUCGAUUCUGAAGUGCCUAACUGUCACUCAUCGUUUGGGAGAGCGGGGAGCUUCUACCAAAAUAACCAUGAAAGCUUCUCCUUCGACAGAGAUCAUCAGCUGUACUUUGACGAUACCUGUGUGGUCCCUGAAAGAUUAGAAGGUAAAGUCAAACAGGAGCCCUCUGUUUAUCGUGACGGACCUCCCUACCAGCGCCGGGGCUCCCUGCAGCUCUGGCAGUUCCUGGUCACAUUACUGGACGACCCAGCCAAUGGCCACUUCAUAGCCUGGACUGGUCGGGGCAUGGAGUUCAAACUCAUUGAGCCUGAGGAGGUGGCUCGUCGCUGGGGCAUCCAGAAGAACAGACCGGCCAUGAACUAUGACAAGCUGAGCCGCUCGCUGCGUUACUACUACGAGAAGGGCAUCAUGCAGAAGGUAAAGGUGGCUGGCGAGAGGUAUGUGUACAAGUUUGUGUGCGACCCCGAGGCUCUCUUCUCCAUGGCCUUCCCUGACAACCAGAGGCCCAACCUGAAGGUGGACCCGGACAGCCUGCUGGGGCUGGACGACGACACCGUGCCCCUCACCCACUACGAGGACGCGGCUCCCUACCUGCUGGACGCCGGGGAGCAGUGCGUGGCAGGAUUGCCAUUCCCAGAGGGCUACGGCUACUAACAAAGCCAGCGCGGGGUCGUGACGCACAUAACACACGCACACGCAAUUACUCCCAAAAGUCUCUCGGUGGCCACUUUAAAAAAAAAAAUUAAAAAAAUCCAGAGCUGGGAUGGCUGAGCUGCUCGGAAGAAAAUCCACGCGCUCUGCUCCUGUUUUUUUUUUUUUUUAAUGGUUUCCUCUCCUGCUCCCUGGAAAACCUUCAGAAAACUCUGUAAGCUCCCACGCUAAGAAUGGAUGAGGGGAAAAGGCCAGCAUGCACCAGCAUGGGAGAGCGAGGGUUGGCGAAACCAGCGAGGGUGAACUGGACUGCUAGGGGCUGCUGUUGCUACAGAGACCGACAAAGCGAGAGCCACACGCCGCCAACUUUAAAAGAACUGACAGUACCCCUUUGGACAAGACUGCAAGAGUUGUUGCAUUUCUGAUUUUGUGACAAUCUGCUUUUCUAAAAAAACAAUCAAGUAACCAACAGAGUAAACAAACAUUUAAGAUAUUCUAAGUGCAGCACUAUUCUAUAGUUGCCUUUUGUGGGUCCCCCAUUUUCAUGUCGCCACAUCUGAAUUUACAAGAUCCGUAAAAGGGCUUUAAUUUGCAAAAACGGAUUGACAAAAAAAAAAAAAACCACACAACAUAUUCUAAACUCACAAAUCACUUUGUUUUCUGUAGAUAGAACUACUUUUUCUUUUUAAUCCAGCUGUUCAAUUGUUUUGCGAUUUUUAUUUUUGAGACCCAGAACUCUCAGGUUUCUGGGGCAUUGCUGUAUUUCAGGCUAGUUGGUUGGACUGCUCUGUCGUGUAAACGUUGCGUUCUUUAAUCGUUCUGCCCGUGUAAGAGAUUGUAUCUGCUUCCCGUUAGAGACCGGACCCUACAGUAGGAGCCCACCGUCUAUACAGUACACUCCUCUCAUGCCUGUUCAUCACUGCUGGGUCCUUUUUUAUUGCUCAAGUUCAGAGAUGAUUAGCACUCCAUCUCCUCCAUUUCAAAAGGGAUACAUAACAUGAGUACAUAUUUUCCCAGAGGCGUUUAUAAUUCAUAAAAGCCUGAAGUAAUUCUGUAUUAUAAAUGGUCACAUCGUUACUUUUUUUUAUUUUAUUUUUUUUUUUUGGCCUGGGUGCUUAAUAUUUCCUUGGCAGUGUGCUAGUUCCUCUGAUGCACCAGUAUGGCAGGAGCAUCAGGAUGUUGCAUGCAAUUUUAAAAAGAAGGGUACAAUUUUGACACCUUCUUAUUGGACACCUCUGCCAGUUGCAGGUUUUCAACCGGAGACUUCUGCUUCUCUUUGCAUGGUGUAAUCAGUCAAGACUGUGUGUGUCCACUAACAUAUCGCUUUAAUGUCUUUGGACAAGGAAGAUAUUUGUGAUAUUCUCUGCAUUCUUUUGUGUUCAUUAUCUGUUUCUGAAUGGGGGGGGCGAAGACAAACGUAUAUAAAGUAUAUAUUUUUGCUAUAAGGCUGCAUUUGUUUUGAUUUCAAUGUAUAAGCUGUAUAGUUCUGGCUCUAAUAGACACGUACCUUUUUAAAAACCAAUCUCAAUCCUUCUGAUGCUACUACUACAGACUGUUUCUUUAGGAGGCCUCAAGGUAUUGGGUUGGAGGGAAUGGAUGAAUGUGUGUGUGUGUGUGUGUGUGUGUGUGUCAGUGUGUGUGUCUGUGUGUGUGUCUGUGUGUGUGUGUGUGUGUGUGUGUGUCAGUGUGUGUGUGUCAGUGUGUUCCACCAAAGGCCACAGUGAAGACACACAUGAUAUCGUGGGAUCUGCCCCAGGGACAGGGAUUGUCUGCACUUGUAUAGGCUUCAGUCCCCCUCCCCUCACAAUGUGUUUCUUACACUGCUGAGUUUAUGAUAAUCUGUACUGGGUACAAUAAACGGUCCUUUAUGCUUCAC